This is a messenger RNA of Polyodon spathula (Mississippi paddlefish), 3061 nucleotides long. Its product is annotated as glucagon receptor-like. Gene Ontology annotation, molecular function: peptide hormone binding; glucagon receptor activity. The coding region runs from base 122 to 1627 and encodes 501 amino acids. Gene Ontology annotation, biological process: adenylate cyclase-activating G protein-coupled receptor signaling pathway; cell surface receptor signaling pathway. The transcript is spliced from 13 exons. The record is from RefSeq and is a predicted model, not a curated record. Gene Ontology annotation, cellular component: plasma membrane. Lineage: Eukaryota; Metazoa; Chordata; Actinopteri; Acipenseriformes; Polyodontidae.
UGUUGUUUAGGCUCUGCAGUGACCUCCUGAGAAGGUCCCCUAUGAACUCCCAGCAGAGGUAUUGAAGAACGUUGGGAGUCCCUGCCUCACUACAGAUGAGCUUUGACAGCAAGACAAAGGGAUGUCGCAGGUGUUUCUCCUAACCAUGCUAGCAUUCUCAGCCAGUCAGGGAUUUUCAGCUAAAGCCAUCAAGGUUCUGCUAGGUAACUGGGAACGCUACAAGGAAGAGUGCAUCACAAACAUCAGCAGGGAGCCUGCCUCCGCAGUACCAGUGUGCAACCGUACCUUUGAUAAAUAUGCAUGUUGGCCUGAUGGGUCUCCAAACACAACAGUCAAUGUCUCCUGUCCGUGGUAUCUGCCAUGGUACGACAAAGUCCGAACAGGAUUUGUGUCUCAGAGGUGUGGCCCGGAUGGGGAGUGGGUCAUGAAAGACAAUGGGGAACCCUGGAGGGACACGACACAGUGUGAUCCUGACGACGAGGAGCAGGAGGGGCUUGGGAAGACACUGAAAAGUUUCAAGAUCAUGUAUACAGUGGGCUACUCUGUGUCGCUGUGUGCUCUGGCUUUAGCACUGGGAAUUCUCAUAGUUUUCAGGAAGUUGCACUGCAUGAGGAACUACAUCCACAUGAACCUGUUUGUUUCGUUCAUCCUGCGCGCCAUGUCAAUCCUCAUCAAGGACAUGCUACUCCGAUCAUGGGAGUAUAGCAACAAACUCCAUGAUGACUUCAAGAUCCAGCUCUGGUUCAAUGAUGAGUCUGCGAUUGGAUGCAGAGCUGCUCUGGUUCUGAUGCAGUACAGCGUUGUGGCCAAUUACACCUGGCUGCUGGUCGAAGGCAUCUACCUACAUAACCUGCUGGUCAUCACUGUCUUCACAGAAAAAAGCUACUUCAAUAUUUAUGUAUGUAUAGGCUGGGGAGCACCCCUUUUGUUUGUUGUGCCCUGGAUCGUUGUUAAAUACAUGUUUGAAAACACGCAGUGCUGGGAACGAAACUUGAACAUGGGGUUCUGGUGGAUCAUUCGGUCCCCAAUAAUAUUCUCUAUCUUGAUCAAUUUCUUCAUUUUUAUCCGAAUAAUACAAAUUCUUGUGUCAAAGCUAAGGGCCCACCAAAUGCGAUACACGGAUUACAAAUUCCGACUGGCUAAAUCAACACUGGUUCUGAUCCCAUUGCUGGGGAUCCACGAGGUGGUGUUCGCCUUUGUGACGGACGAGCACGCCAAGGGCACACUGCGUCAUGUCAAGCUCUUCUUCGAGCUGUUCUUCAACUCCUUCCAGGGCUCGCUGGUUGCUAUCUUGUACUGUUUUGUUAAUAAAGAGGUGCAGUCGGAGCUUCUGAAGAAGUGGAAGCGUUGGAAACUGGGCCAGAUUAUUGAAGAGGAGUACCGGCACACCUAUAGCCAAACGCCGCACGUUAAGAAUGGCAACAGUGUACCCGCUCCACCUGCGAAUGAGAAACACAAACUGGUGAGCAGCUACCAGAAUGGCACGGGCAAGACCAAGAACAGCCUGCAGCCGCCCACACAGGAGAGCCAGGGGAGCUGCAGCAGCAUGGUCACCGAGCAGAUCAGCCUGACCGAGAAAAUGCACUCCUCCGAGUUCCCUCAGGAGAACAGCGAGAGCAACUUCUGACCUGCCGCCGAGGUGGGAAGGAAAACCCAGAAGAGGAAAUAAAAUAACAAUUCAAAGGACUGAGGAAGUGACUGGGGCCUGUAUGCUGUAAGCAAGCCUUGGUUUCCAGGCUGGGAAAAUGAAGCUAUUCUUGCCUUUCGAAGACGGCUUUUCAGCACUAAGUGUAACAACGUGUUGUUGAGCUGCUUGCAACAUUCAAGGAUUCAACAUGAAGCCUUUUUCAAAGCCAAAUUGAGGCAAUCAAAGGCCUGUUUCAUGGUUUGUAGAGAAGUCUUUGUUUAAUUCACUUUACAGGUGCAGGAUCGUGUUACAAAAUCCUACUUUUUCUUUAAUUGUGAAAACCAUGGCUUUGCAGUGUUGCCCAACAACUGAACCAAUGUAAAUUAAUAAUACUGCUUUUAGCAGCAGCUAUCAGAAGGUGAUUUUGCCAACAGAAGUUUCACGAGUUACAAGAGGACCCCGCUUUUUUUGUUUGUUUAUGGUAAUUUGCUUAGGCUGUCGGCUCGUAUGGCCAUCAGAACUCUGUUCCUAGUUUAUCCUAUGAGGUACAGGUAGGUGCAGCAAAACUUAGUAAGAGUCUUAUGAAAUGUUAUCAGAUUUAGGGCUACUGUACAUUAAGGACUACACAUGUUUAAUAGUGUUUGUUACUUUCCACCGUUUCCAGUUUUUGGACAGUAUGCUUCCUUAAUUGCAUACUAUUGUGCUGUUGCCUUCACAACAUUGCUUUCUACAGUAUUAUUUUUUACAUGUGAAAAAAGGAAGAAGGACGAGCGAACACAGAGCAGACAAGCACAAUAGUAAUCCACAUAUCAACCAAUAUGAAGACCGCCUUCAAUGAAGUCUGUAGCUUUCUGUAAUAGCACCUGGAAAUUCGUCUAAGCCAAUGUCAUUCAGUUGAAUGACUUCUCCUCUCUCAGCCAGAAAGAAGGUAACUGCAUGUGCUGAAUUAUCGUCACACCAAGCCAAAAGGCAGCUCUUACUGUUGAACUCUAUUGAAUGCUGAGCAUGGUUUUUGUGGUGAGUAUUAUUCUGGAUACUCUAUGAGAUUCAUUGUAUGCUUACUGCUAGGGAAUGUGAGGCUCUUAGAGCUGGCAAACAAUGAUCAGUGAUCACUGCUUAUUUUUUAAAGAGGUCAUGACAGCCUUACAUGUCUUAUUUUCAUUUUGGUAACCUUAAGAAAACGAACGAAGACAACGGGGACACAGAUAAUGCAUCGCAUGUUUGUUUUUAAUUUAAUUUAGCAAAUAAGGUUGUGAGCCAAAGUUUGUUGGUUUUGUUUUGCUUAUAUUUUUAAUACAGAUUUAUUUUAUUUUAGUAUUAUUUAAAUUUAUACUAGGGACUGCUCUUUUCAAAGCAUAUCAUGAUCACGUUUUAAAAUCUGUGCCUUUUUUUUUUUACAGAAAAAAAUGUACCCUGAAAUAGAUUUUUUAGAUC